CCGGCUUCACGGAGAUGAUCAUGGCAGCUCGAACCGGUCAGAGGGCCCUGGCGAGGGUGGCAUCGGGGUGCCGUCCGAAGUCGACCACCGUGACGGAAGUCCCGGCGCGGGGCCCUGCGCGCAGCGUCAGACAGGUUUCUUUCUGUACCCUUGGCUGUCCUGGAACUAGCUCUUGUAGCCCAGGCUGGCUUUGAACUCACAGAUACCCACUUGUCUCUGCCUGCCAAGUGUUGGAAUUAAAGAUACUUAGCUUCCUGUGGUACCCUGAUGAACAGAACUCUUCCGAGUACCACUGUUUUGCCUAAAGAGAUCUAUGCAAGAACUUUCUUCAAAAUCACCGCGCCGUUAGUAAAUAAGCGAAAAGUCUAUUCAGAGAGAAGAAUUAUAGGGUACUCAAUGCAAGAAAUGUAUGAUGUAGUAUCAGGAAUGGAGGAUUAUAAGCAUUUUGUUCCUUGGUGUAAAAAAUCAGAUAUAAUAUCAAGGCGAUCUGGAUAUUGUAAAACCCGAUUAGAAAUUGGGUUUCCACCUGUUUUGGAGCGGUAUACAUCAAUAGUAACCUUGGUAAAACCACAUUUGGUAAAGGCAUCUUGUACUGAUGGGAAACUUUUCAAUCAUUUGGAGACUAUUUGGCGUUUUAGCCCAGGUCUUCCUGGCUAUCCAAGAACUUGCACCUUGGAUUUUUCGAUUUCAUUUGAAUUCCGGUCACUUCUGCACUCUCAGCUUGCUACAUUGUUCUUCGAUGAAGUUGUGAAACAAAUGGUCGCUGCCUUUGAAAGAAGAGCAUGUAAACUGUAUGGUCCAGAAACAAAUAUACCUCGGGAAUUAAUGCUUCAUGAAAUUCACCAUACCUAAAAGGAAAAUAAGAACUGGCACCAAUACUUUUGACUAUUUUAUUCACUUUUAGGAAGUACAGUCACCAUCUAUUGAGAAGUCAGCACGUAUUUGUUAAACUUGCCUUGAUUGUAAGAACCCGCCAUUGAAAAUUUGCACAUUGAAUAUGGACUGACUUGUACAUAGAAUAUUUCUUCGAUCAAGUGUAAUGCAAAGUAAUGUGUCCAUUUGCAGGUUCUGCCUUUGUAUUAAUGGGUGUCAUCACUGUUGCUAGGAUACUGCAUCCCUUGUUUGAGCGCAGAGUGAAACUUCAAGUCUUUAAUUAUCCCCUUACGUGGAAGGUUAGCUGAGUGAGAUAUGAUGUGCGUUCUAUGAACCGUAUCAUGUUUAAGUUAUUAGGUUCAGUAUUUUAACUUAUUGUUAUUGAGACGCCACUUGGCUUAAGAUAUUUGAGUAAUCAUAUAUUUAAUGUUAAAACUUUUGAUUUAAAAUACUGCUAAUGAAGUCUUAGCGCGUUUGGUAUUUUAAAUGGUUCUUGUGGGUAGCAGUAGAUGAUACACUGAGUGGGUUUUUUGUUGCGUUUUGUUUUUGGUGAGUGGUCCAGAGCUCUGAGCUACUUUUCUAGACAUUUGAAACCUCCUCCCAGGUGCUACAUCUGCACUUGCAAAAUGAUGUUUGUGUAUCAGAAUUUUGUCUGCCUCUGUAGGCAACAGAUAAUAAGUUAGUUAAUAAGCCUCCAGCACUGCACAGCCCCAUUUUCUAUUUAUUGUGCAUAUUCACUUUCAAUACUAUUCUAAACUAAUAUUUUUUUUAAAAAAACAAAUCAAUAUAAGGGCUGAAGUCAUAACUUAAUAAAGUUAAUUUGUUUAUUUUUGUAUAGUGA
This is a messenger RNA of Meriones unguiculatus (Mongolian gerbil), 1714 nucleotides long. It is a transcript of the gene Coq10b, whose product is annotated as coenzyme Q10B. The transcript has 6 exons. Gene Ontology annotation, cellular component: mitochondrion. NCBI's taxonomy places the organism in Eukaryota, Metazoa, Chordata, Mammalia, Rodentia, Muridae. Gene Ontology annotation, biological process: ubiquinone biosynthetic process; cellular respiration. The record is from RefSeq and is a predicted model, not a curated record. Bases 268 to 852 code for a protein of 194 amino acids. Gene Ontology annotation, molecular function: ubiquinone binding.